Haemonchus placei is the source of this 1086-nucleotide messenger RNA. The record is from the annotation of a GenBank genome assembly. NCBI's taxonomy places the organism in Eukaryota, Metazoa, Nematoda, Chromadorea, Rhabditida, Trichostrongylidae.
AUGGAGAUAAGAGGAGGGGCCUGUAAUUUUGUAGCAAACAAGUUAGUUCUGAAAUCAAUCUGUGCGGUGUUAUAUAAGCUCCGUUUUCUGGAAAUGUGGAGGAUACCAAUGACUGAUUAUAUGAAUGUGUCAGCGAACAAUGUGCGAUCAAUAGGAAGAGCCUUUUACCUUCAUGGGCAGGAAGGCAAUAUAGGCGUCUGGCAUAUGCUUCCAAAGUCCAUGUCGGCUGAUUAUCGCGAAAAGGGCAUUCAUCCAGAUGACGAGGAGAUGGAAAGAUCGUUAUCAUUGACGCAGUAUCCUAUUGUAUUGUACCUUCAUGGUAACUCCUUUGACAGAACGAUUGCACAUCGUGUUGAGUUGUACAAUUUGUUGAAUAAACUGGAUUAUCAUGUGGUUACAUUCGAUUAUCGAGGCUACGNGAUUGCACAUCGUGUUGAGUUGUACAAUUUGUUGAAUAAACUGGAUUAUCAUGUGGUUACAUUCGAUUAUCGAGGCUACGGAGACUCUGAAGGAAAUCCCAGCGAACCCGGUUUGGUCAACGAUAGUCGUCUUGUUUACGAUUAUGUUAAAAGUCAUGCUAAGGACAACGCAAUCGUCGUGUGGGGUCAUUCAAUGGGAUCUGGAGUUUCAACAAAAUUAGUGAUGGAUCUUUCAGUGGAAGGUAUUCCUCCACAUGGCCUUGUUCUCGAAUCUCCUUUCAAUAACCUCAGAGACGUAAUUAUGAACCACCUAUUGAGCAUACCCAUACGAUGGAUGCCAGAAAGUAUGGUUCAGAGAAUUCUCAUACAGCCAUUACGAGAAGUCAAUUUGAAAAUGGAGACAGACAAGCGUAUAAAAGCCAUCACUUGUCCAAUUCUGAUAUUGCACGCCGAAAAUGAUCAUGUUAUACCAGUCUUCCUUGCCCGAAAACUCAGGGAUGCGGCUUUGGCUGCUUCUCGGGACGUCAAGUACGUUGAAUUCGACGAAGAUCGGAAUUACCAACACAAAUUUAUCUAUAUGGCUCCUGAAUUAUCAACGUUACUUCCCACGUUUAUCGAGCAUUCGAAAGAGAUUGCCAGUCAACGUGGCUCUUUGCGAUCUAAUUAA